UCAAAACUACUUAGGCAAAAACCCUGUGAGUAAAACUCUCUGCGUGGCCUUUCUUCUUCCCUACACACAUGGCUUCAUCGCCACCAUUUCUACUUCCAUCUCCAUCAUAACCCCAUUUCUCUUCUGUUACACAUGCGUACACAAUUUUUAUACAUAGAUAGUAUUGAUAGAUGGAAGUAAGAAGAUUGAAAAUUCCCAAAACCAUAGCUAUAUUUUCACAUAUCAAACGUCCUUUAACUUGUGUGAUUUAUACUGCUUCUUCAGAUCAAAUCAGUGAGGCAUUACAGAAAACCCCAUCAAAUAAUCCUAACCCCAGCUCAGAAAAGAAACAGCAAAAGGGAUUAGAUUUGAAUUUGCGGAAGUGGGUUACUUCAGUUCUUUCAAACCCACCUGUAGAUUCGUUAAAGAUUAAAGAUUUACUGACCCUUUUGACUCCUCAGCAGUUUGAUGCUAUUUUCUUGGAAAUUCAUUCGUCUUUGAAACCAUUGAAUGUUUUGAAAUUCUUCCACGUAGCGUCUGGUUCUUGUGGUUUUAGUUUUAGUGUUAGAUCUUAUUGUACUUUGCUUCGUUUGCUUGUUGGUUCGAAUCACGAUGUUCCAGCUAGGUUGCUUUUGAUAAGGUUAAUUGAUGGGAAACUACCUGCAUUGUUUGAUAACUCCCAACGAAAGCAUGUAGAGGUUGCCGUUGGAUUAGCAGAGUUAAGUAGAGUGUCGGAUUUUGGUGUUGCUGUUAGGACUUUUGAUCUUUUGCUUCAUUUGUGUUGUACCCAAUUCAAAAAUGUUGGGUUUGAUUCUGCAUUGGAUGUGUUCAGGUCGUUGGCAAGUAGGGGGUUGUAUCCCUCUUUGAAAACUUGCAACUUUCUGUUGAGUUCUCUUGUCAAAGAGAAUGAGCUUUGGAAGAGUUAUGAGGUUUUUGGGAUUCUGAAGGAUGGUGUUAAACCAGAUGUUUACUUGUUUAGCACCGCGAUCAAUGCUUUCUGUAAAGGAGGGAAGGUGGACGAGGCAAAGGAGUUAUUUCGGAAGAUGGAAAACAUGGAUACUGUGCCAAAUGUUGUCACUUAUAAUAACCUUAUUCAUGGGCUUUGCAAGAAUUGUAAUUUAGAAGAUGCGUUUCUUCUAAAGGAAAAAAUGAUAUUAAAUGGUGUAAACCCAAGUAUUGUCACAUAUGGCAUGCUUAUUAAUUGUCUGAUGAAACUCGAGAAAUUUGAUGAAGCUGAUUGUGUGUUGAAAGAAAUGUCAAACAAGGGGCUUGUUCCGAACGAGGUGUUGUAUAAUACCAUCAUUAAUGGUUAUUGCUCAGCAGGAGAUAUUCAGAAAGCUCUAAAGGUAAGGGAUGGAAUGCUAACAAAAGGAAUUCUCCCCAACUCAGUUACUUGCAAUUCACUGAUCAAAGGUUUCUGCAAGGUAAAUCAAGCUAGUCAAGCUGAAGAACUCUUAGAGGAGAUGUUAUUACAUGGAUUGAGUGUAAAUCCUGGUUCAUUCAGUAAUGUUAUCCUUGUACUGUGUACGAAUUCUAGGUUUGUUGCUGCACUACGGUUUGCUAAGGAAAUGCUAUUAAGGCGUUUGAGGCCAAAUGAUGGGUUGCUGACCACAUUAAUUAGUGGGCUUUGCAAGGAAGGAAAACAUUCAGAAGCAGUUGAGCUUUGGCAUAUGCUACUAAUGAAAGGGUUCACUGCCAAUACAGUGACCUCAAAUGCUCUAAUUCAUGGGCUUUGUGAAGCUGGUAACAUACAAGAGGCUGUUCGGCUACUGAAAGCAAUGCUAGAUAAUGGUAUUCAAAUAGAUAGCAUGACUUAUAACACUCUUAUAUGUGCAUUCUGCAAAGAGGGAAACUUGGAUGGCGCCUUUAUGUUGAGAGAAGAAAUGGUGAAGCAAGGAAUUGCACCUGACGUUUCAACUUACAAUGUGCUGCUACAUGGGCUUGGUGAGAAAGGUAAAAUAGAUGAAGCUCUGUUGCUUUGGGAUGAAUGUCGAAGCAAGGGACUUGUCUGCGAUAUUUAUACCUAUGGGGCCUUAAUUAAUGGUUUGUGCAAAACUGACAAACUUGAAAAGGGCAGAGACCUUUUCCAUGAGAUGCUCAGACAAGGCUUAGCCCCAAAUUUAAUUGUUUAUAACACUCUUAUUGGAGCUUUUUGUAGAAAUGGAAAUGUGAAAGAAGCCCUUAAACUUCGCGAUGACAUGAGAAGCAGAGGUGUUCUACCAAAUGUAGUCACUUAUUCCUCUCUUAUACAUGGCAUGAGUAAUAUCGGGCUUACUGAGGAUGCUGAGAACCUUAUUGAUGGAAUGCGUAAGGAGGGAGUUCCACCUGAUGUUGUUUGUUAUACUGCAUUGAUUGGUGGUUAUUGUAAGUUAGGUCAGAUGGAUAAAGCGAGGAGCAUUUUGCAGGAAAUGUCAUCACACAAUAUACAACCUAAUAAAAUAACUUAUACAGUCAUUAUUGAUGGAUAUUGCCAAGCUGGUAAAAUUAAAGAAGCUAAGGAGUAUUUCGCUGAGAUGGUACAGAAGGGAAAUAUUCCUGAUUCUGUCACCUAUAACGUUUUAACAAAGGGUUUUUUAAAGGAAGGGGAAAUAGAAGAAGCAUUUUCACUUUUAGAUAAUAUUUCCCAUACAGGAGUUGGUUUAGAUGAAGUUACAUAUACUUCUUUAGUGAAUUUGCUUCCCCAGAGAUCAGAAAGUGCUAACCAAGAAUGAACUGACCUGGCACAAAGUUCACACUCAUCAGGUUGGACUAUUUGCUACCUCACGUUUUUAACGCAAUGCAGCUAUAUACUUGCUUGAGCAAAGUUGGAUAUUUAAAAAACACCCAUAUCUGUGUGAUUUUCCAAUGAUACAAUGGAGUCAUGCCAAAGGCACACGUCUGCACAUUGGAAAUUGGGUCGUUAUUGUGGGUCCAGAUUUCUCCCUUGUGCUUUGAGUUAGUUGCUAAUGCUGGGGAAGAUCAAGGAUCAAGCAGCUGGUGGAAGGUUUUAUGUUGCAGAGCGCAGAUUUUGUCCAAGCAGUUCCAAUAUUGGAGAUUACUUUGGUUCCGAAUACUCCUAGCACCUCUACUUGUUGGGUGGGUGACCAGCGUAACUAAACAAUCUCCAUCAGGAAGAUUUUUGGAUACCAGAUAUCCAAGAUUGCCCUGGCCCCUGAGCAGUCACCUUUGGUUGCUCUAACCAACUCCAUGCCGAGCAGAUUGUGUCUGGAACUGCACUUAAAAAGCCAAAACCUACUUCAGCCAUGGGGAAUGUUCGUGCAGAUAAGACAAAAAUGGCAGGGCCACCUUGGCCUAGGACUAUCUUGUGGAGAGCAUCAAAUGGUACUAUAAAUUCGUUCAAUUAAACCAAAGAAUUGUGCUGUAUUAGUCACCUAAGAGAUUGCGUCGUGUAUGUUCUGCACAUCUAUCUGCUAUUGAUGUCUGCUUCAGUUCGUUCACACUUGCUUCUUGGUUCUUCCACAGCUAUAGGCUCUCAACACAUGAUGCAUCAAUAGUAUAAUCACUUGAUCAAUAUUAGUCAGGAUUGCCAUGUUACUUAUGUGUUGAAGGGAGCAUGACAUGAAAGGUCUCAUUCAAUGGAGGGUUUUAAUAGACUGAAUUGCCAGCACACAACAGUUUCAUUGAUGAUCUUGCAAGAAAGAGAGGCUUUUCAGUUUAUUAUAUCUUACCACAUUAACAGAAGAAAUUGCACUUGGAAUCACCUCUCAUUUCUCAAUCUAUUUUUAUUUGCCGUGAUAUUGAAUAAAUUAACGCGAUAUAUUCAAAAAAGUAGUACUAUAAUGUAUGUUAUUUGCAGACAAUAUACUAUUGAUCGACGAAACAAGUGAUGAAAUUAACGAUAGAUCCAAACUCUGAUAC
Solanum dulcamara is the source of this 3837-nucleotide messenger RNA. Its product is annotated as pentatricopeptide repeat-containing protein At4g19440, chloroplastic. Lineage: Eukaryota; Viridiplantae; Streptophyta; Magnoliopsida; Solanales; Solanaceae. Bases 171 to 2690 code for a protein of 839 amino acids. The record is from RefSeq and is a predicted model, not a curated record. The transcript has 5 exons. Gene Ontology annotation, molecular function: protein binding.